AUGAAUAUCCUCACGUUAUCUAUAAUCGCGACAACCGUCUAUCUCCUCUACAAACUCCUCUCGUUUAUCCGCUUCUACAUAAUUGGUCUCCGCACGGGCUUCCCCUUGAUUCUCACCCCGGUGUUCUCACGAUCAUUCUUAUGGCAGGUUGUGGCACCUGCCUUGAUGCCGGUUAUUAGGCACAAGCUUCCGCCAUGGAUACUCAUGCGUCUUGAUACGCUCGUGCACGGAUGGGAGUUUAGAUGGAAAGAUGGCGAGGUUCAGCGGUGGGUGGGUGCAGAUACGUUUGUGGUUGUUUCACCGGAUGGGUGUUAUCUAUGGUGCUCGAAUCCGGUGUUGGGAAGUGCGAUACUCCAGCGGAGGAAGGAUUUUGUGCAGACGCCGACGGUGAAGCAGUUUAUUGGGAUUUUUGGGUCGAAUGUGUUGCAGUCUAAUGGUGAAGAUUGGCAACGACAGCGAAGAAUCAUCGCCCCCCAUCUGAACGAAAGCAUCAUGGCCACAGUGUGGAAAGAGAGCUGUCUCCAAGCCAAGUCCAUGAUUGAUUAUCUCGUCCACCACCCCGGCGGCGAGACACUAGGCGGCCUGCGCAGCGUGGCAAUCAAUGUCCUCGGUGCAGCUGCAUAUGGAUAUAAUCAACCCUGGUCUCCAGGCUUCGCAGAAAGCUUAAACGAUAGCAAUAACGACGAAAAGAAUUGGGGCAGUGGGCGAAUUGCUUAUUUCAAGACGAUCGCGCUGGUAGUUGAUUCGUUCAUAGCGGCUGUCCUGAUUCCGUCGAGUAUCAAGAAAUUGCCCUUUAUGCCAAAGCAGUUGCAGUUCAUAGGUCGUCAGAUGGAGCGUGUGCCGCAGUACGUCAAGGAGAUUUUCGAUGAACAUCGGAAUACAACCUCAACAACAACAACAAAGUCCCCAGAGGAGUCUAAGGGGAAAGAUUCCCGCAAAAAGGAUAACGUUCUGGACAUGUUACUGCAGUACUCGCAAAACCAUGAAAAAAAGCCCGCUGCUACCAAUGGGUUGUAUCUGACUGAAGACGAGAUGAGUGGGAAUCUGUGGAUUUUCACCGCUGCAGGAUUCGAUACCACGGCAUCGACCAUGGGGUACGCGGUUACACUGCUCACGGUUUACCCCGAAUAUCAGGACUGGAUUCGCGAAGAGCUUUGUGCGAUUGACGAGGCUGAUAUCGCCCCGGAAGAGUAUGAGAAAGGGUUUGCGUUGUGUCCACGCAUAUUGGCUGUCAUGUGGGAAACACUACGCCUCUUCACGCCCGUCCUCCAUUCAAUCCGCUGCGUCAACGGGACCCAACAACUCGCCGGCCCCGAGGGGAAAACGCACCUCCUCUCCGCGCCCAUGGACAUCUUUGUCAGCGCUGAAAUCAUACACAACGACACUACAAUCUGGGGCGCGGACGCCGCCGAAUUCAAUCCAAAGCGCUGGUUCGACGGCAACAAUAACCUCAUUAAACCUCCCAAGGAUACGUUUUUGCCGUGGUCGGCUGGACCCAGAGUAUGUCCCGGCAUGAAGAUGUCGCAGGUCGAGUUCGUGGCGACCAUGGCGACGUUGUACAGGAAUGCCAGGUGUGAGGUGCUUCCAUCAACGGCGAACGAGACGCAGGAAGAAGGGCGGAAGAGGUUAGUGGAUAUUAUGGAGGAUUCGAUUAGCAAGUUGACGCUGCAGGUUAAGGAUGGGAACGAGGUGAAGUUGCGAUGGGUUGCUUAG
This is a messenger RNA of Talaromyces marneffei, 1713 nucleotides long. RefSeq lists its product as uncharacterized. The record is from RefSeq and is a predicted model, not a curated record. Bases 1 to 1713 code for a protein of 570 amino acids. Gene Ontology annotation, molecular function: iron ion binding; oxidoreductase activity, acting on paired donors, with incorporation or reduction of molecular oxygen; heme binding. Lineage: Eukaryota; Fungi; Ascomycota; Eurotiomycetes; Eurotiales; Trichocomaceae. The transcript is spliced from 5 exons.